Messenger RNA from Eucalyptus grandis, 858 nucleotides. RefSeq lists its product as uncharacterized. The record is from RefSeq and is a predicted model, not a curated record. Lineage: Eukaryota; Viridiplantae; Streptophyta; Magnoliopsida; Myrtales; Myrtaceae. Bases 1 to 858 code for a protein of 285 amino acids. The transcript is spliced from 2 exons.
AUGUCUACAAAACCUGUUCUGGCCGCUAAUGCUUCUUUAAGUCGAUCUUCGGCUGUCAACUCUAUGGGGCAUCUGAAGCCCACUCUUGGCAAUGCUAUGCCGUCGGUUCAACCUUGUCUAGUUAUGGCUUCCUCAUCUGGUGAAGCUGAUUCGAGGAGCAAGCUGAAAGGGUCCGACUUAUCAUUUGUUCCUCCUACAUUUAUGGAUGGAGAGGCUGUGGUGAACCUUUCGGAUGAAGCCCUUGAUGCCAUGGACCCGGAGUGGCAUGAUUGUUUGGUGGGUUAUCAAGUUGGGAGGAGGAAACUCCUAUUCGGUUUGAUGGAGCAAUCCUUGAGGAAGACUUGGGGCUCCAAGCUCGAAGAGAUGUUCGCCAAUGAUCAAGGAUUUCUCUUCCUCCAAAUCUUGGACCCUGGGGUUAGGAGGAAAAUCCUUGAAAAUUGGCCGAUGACCAUCGCUAGAGUGCCGCUCAUUCUAAGGCAAUGGAAGUCUCUUAUGGACCUCAAAAGAGAAGACCAAUCCACCAUCCCGGUUUGGAUCCGUUUGCGAAACUUACCACUUGAAUGCUGGACGGUGCCGGCAAUGAGCGCCAUUGCAAGUGUGGUGGGGAAGCCUCUCUAUGUUGAUCAGCGGACUAAUCAAAUGAAGAUAGUAUCCUUUGCAAGAAUAUGUGUCGAGAUCACGGCGAAUCAACCAAGAGUGGAGUCGGCCAAAGUCGUCUUGAAGGGAGUUUCUCGUACCAUCGACAUUCAAUAUGAAUGGCUCUCAGCUGAGUGCCCGGAUUGCAGAGCUUUUGGCCACAACUGUCGAGCCCCCCCACGCGAACAAAAUGCUGAUGGGCGCACCUCCAACCCAAGAUAG